GGGGCGGAGACUUCGAGUAGAUUCCCGAAAGCAAACACUCCAGGGUAGAGUACUUGGGGCGCAUGCGGCAACCGUGCCUUUGCUCUCGCGAGGCUUCGUCUUUCCGGAAGCACUAGAGGACGGCCCUUGUGAACGGCGUCGGGAUGUGUGGGGGCUGUGUGGAGAAGGAGUAUCCCAACCGGGGUAACAUCUGCCUGGAGAAUGGAUCUUUCUUGCUGAACUUUACAGGCUGUGCAGUGUGCAAUAAGCGGGAUUUUAUGCUGAUCACAAACAAAUCUUUGAAGGAGGAGGAUGGAGAAGAAAUAGUUACCUAUGAUCAUCUGUGUAAGAAUUGUCAUCACGUAGUAGCCAGGCAUGAGUACACGUUCAGUAUCAUGGAUGAAUUUCAGGAGUAUACCAUGCUGUGUCUGUUAUGUGGCAAAGCUGAAGAUACUAUCAGUAUUCUCCCUGAUGACCCUCGACAAAUGACUCUGUUAUUCUGAGGAUCCCUGCAGUUCUUCAGUAACUAUGUUGUGUUGGUUUACAAUAUAGCAAGCCUGAUGGUUUGUCUUACUUAGUUUAUAAUGGAAAUUAGUUGCAUAUUUUUUUCUGCUUAGACUUAACUAUCCUUAGAAAGAAAAAGUAAUUUAGGGGAUUAUGCUGAGCUCCUCUGCUAAAGUUCCCAGUUCACAUCAGAAUGAAGCCAGAAUGAAGAAUCUCUGUUAGAAGUUAUAUGGCUGGAAGAUAUAACUAGAAUGGGAGUAUACCUAAUGCCCACAUCUUGGUUCCAAUAAAAGGAACCAGGACUCCUUG
Messenger RNA from Prionailurus viverrinus (fishing cat), 792 nucleotides. It is a transcript of the gene CHURC1, whose product is annotated as churchill domain containing 1. The record is from RefSeq and is a predicted model, not a curated record. Bases 144 to 482 code for a protein of 112 amino acids. Gene Ontology annotation, biological process: fibroblast growth factor receptor signaling pathway; multicellular organism development; positive regulation of DNA-templated transcription. Gene Ontology annotation, molecular function: zinc ion binding. The transcript is spliced from 4 exons. Lineage: Eukaryota; Metazoa; Chordata; Mammalia; Carnivora; Felidae.